UUGACAUUAAUUAAUUCUAAAUCUUUAGGAACCCUUGCGCGUCUCAGGCCUACGACCACCACCGUUUCAUCACAUUCCCUCCAAUCACUUGUAUCCUCUUCGAGCCCGAUUGAAACAACCUCUCCUCAAAGCUUGAAUCUGUCCACAAAAUCAGCAUCUGAUUCGAUUUCUGAGCCCGCAUCCUCUCUCUUGCAAUUCGAUUCCAGUAUGUUUAAAGUGACACCUUUUCCCAAGUUAAAAUCUACCCAGACGUCACUGUCUUCGGCAGUUGGCCACAGCCCUCCGACAGUCAGUAGAGCCAGUACCGGCCUAUCGACACAGCAGCAAUUCCCGAUGGUUUCUGGCGGGCAACCAUUGAGCUCGAGACUCUCCUCUAAAUCAUCGGCCUCAGUCUCCGGUGGGCAAAGUACAGGUUUUGUGCUUGGUCAAAAGCCUGCCAGUGCAAUUACCACUCCAAAAAGUGAAUUACUCUAA
Molecule: messenger RNA, 474 nt
Organism: Protopolystoma xenopodis
Lineage: Eukaryota; Metazoa; Platyhelminthes; Monogenea; Polystomatidea; Polystomatidae
Source: the annotation of a GenBank genome assembly